This is a messenger RNA of Bemisia tabaci, 216 nucleotides long. The record is from RefSeq and is a predicted model, not a curated record. Lineage: Eukaryota; Metazoa; Arthropoda; Insecta; Hemiptera; Aleyrodidae.
AUUGAACAUAUCAGAGGGCUAAUCCGUCCCUGAUCUUUAAGAAUCCGUUUAAUAUCUAACAUAAUUUCAGGUCAUUUAUUAAUAAUCCAUCUGGGAAAUUGUGGGUUUUACAUAUUUUUAAUUCAACUAUGUUUAUUUCUCUUUGAAUUUGUUGUCUGUUUUAUUCAAGCUUUUGUUUUUUCUGUUUUACUAACUCUCUAUUCUAGAGAAACGUAA